Ambispora leptoticha is the source of this 159-nucleotide messenger RNA. Lineage: Eukaryota; Fungi; Glomeromycota; Glomeromycetes; Archaeosporales; Ambisporaceae. The record is from the annotation of a GenBank genome assembly.
AUGGCAAGAGAUUAUUUGACAAUUCCUGCAACUAGUGUACCUGUUGAACGUGCAUUUUCAAAUGCUGCAGAUGUUAUUACAAAAGAUAAAGCAAGACUUACACCUGAAACUAUACGUGCAAUUAUGUGUUGGAAAUCUUGGAUAAUUCAAAUAUUUUAA